AUGAAGUGUCUCCUGUGCCUGUGUUUACUCCUUGCUGCUCUUUGUGCUGUAACCCAUUGCUGCCCUGAAGACAUUUGCCUUGAAGUCAACAAUACUAGUCUGCAGGAUGGAAGAGAAAAUUUAUUAACAUAUAGCUGUGAGAAGAAAGGCUCUAACUAUGGAGAUUUUGUAUUUAGAUUUUACAAGCAGGCUUCAUCAGAAGAUGAUAAAAAUGUUUUCUUUUCUCCCAUGAGCAUCUCUACUGCCUUUGCCAUGCUGGCUGUCGGUGCUAAAUCCACCACUCUGUCUCAGAUUUUUGAAGGACUGGGCUUUGACAACCUGACUGAGACUCGCAUACAUGAUGUACAUGAAAGUUUUCACAAAGUUCUGUCAGUACUGAACUGUGCUGAUGUUAAUAUCACAUUAAAUAUAGGGAAUGCCCUUUUUACAGCUGCUGGGUAUGAACUACAGGAGUCCUUUUUAAAAAAUACCAAAAAACUUUAUGAUGCAGAUUUUUUCUCCAGUGAUUUUAAUAAACUAGAAGAAGCUACAAAGCAAAUCAAUAAAUAUGUAGAGGAGAAAACCAAGGGGAAAAUUCCAGAUCUAGUUAGUCAUCUUGAUCCAAGUACUGUACUUGUUCUUAUUAACUAUAUUUACUUUAAAGCUGCCUGGGAAAAGUCUUUUGAUCCUUUGCGUACAUAUGAGGAUGAUUUUUUUGUGAACACAAAUGCAUCGGUUAGAGUGAACAUGAUGUACCGUGAUGGUACCUCAAACACUUACUACGACCGGGAUCUCUCCUGUGUGGUGAUAGAGUUGCCUUACAAGGGCACUGCACGAGCAUUGCUUAUUCUGCCUGAUGAUGGAAAGAUGAAGGAAGUGGAAGAUGCUCUCUCUAAGGAAACUGUUUGUAAAUGGGACAGCAAACUUGUGGCCAGGAGAGUAGAACUGCGGUUACCAAAGUUUUCUAUUAGUGGGUCUUACGAUGUUAAAACCCUGUUUGAGCAAAUGGGCAUUACUGAAGUGUUCUCAGGUAGUGCUGAUCUGUCUGGAAUUAGUGGCAAUCGCAAUCUCCAGGUCUCACAAGCAAUUCACAAGGCCUUGCUGGAAGUUGAUGAGGCUGGAACUGAAGCUGCAGGAGCCACUGCCAUAGUCGCUAACAGAGGUUACUUUGAUUCUCAUACCAUCAAAUUCAACAGGCCCUUCCUUAUUUUGAUCUCCGACAAGCUAACCAGCACCACACUUUUCAUGGGGAAAAUUGUUGAUCCUACUAAGGAGUAA
This is a messenger RNA of Hirundo rustica (Barn swallow), 1257 nucleotides long. RefSeq names its product serine protease inhibitor 2.1-like. The transcript has 4 exons. The record is from RefSeq and is a predicted model, not a curated record. Gene Ontology annotation, biological process: negative regulation of endopeptidase activity. Gene Ontology annotation, molecular function: serine-type endopeptidase inhibitor activity. Lineage: Eukaryota; Metazoa; Chordata; Aves; Passeriformes; Hirundinidae. The coding region runs from base 1 to 1257 and encodes 418 amino acids.